AAAUCCGUCACGUUCACGGAACUCUGGCGUCAUUUCCGCAAUAGUAUUACUAUUGUUACUGCGUCGCUAUCCGGCAACGAACGACACCGGCGUUACAGUUCUGUUAAUUUUAUUGGUUGAUACAGCACAGGCAACUAUGGCUAACGACAUGAUCGACAGCAUCACAAAGGUUCUGGUGCAAUCCGCUAAGGUGGUGGAGGAUCAGGUGGAUGCGGAGUUGACCAAACUCACUGAAAUGGAUGAAGAUGACUUUGAGAAAAUGAGGGAAAGACGACUAGAGGCACUGAAGAAAGCACAGAAACAGAAACAAGAGUGGUUGUCUAAAGGACACGGAGAGUACCGUGAAAUUUCUAGUGAGAAAGAAUUCUUUGGCGAGGUCAAGGACAGCAAGAAAGUUGUCUGCCAUUUCUACAGAAAUACCACCUUCAGAUGCAGGAUCGUGGACAAACACUUGGGCCUCCUGGCAAAGAAGCACAUCGAGACCAAAUUCAUCAAACUCAACGUGGAGAGGGCGCCCUUCUUGACCGAGCGGCUGCGCAUCAAAGUCAUCCCCACCCUGGCGCUGCUCAUCGACGGCAAGUCCAAGGACUACGUGGUCGGCUUCGGCGACCUGGGGAACACUGACGAUUUCAGCACCGAGAUCCUGGAAUGGCGACUGGGCUGCGCCGAUGUUAUCAACUACAGUGGUAACCUGAUGGAGCCGCCCACAUCCACGCAGAAGCCUCACUCCAGGUUCACCAAAGUGGAGAAGAAGACCAUCAGGGGGCGGGGCUAUGAAACAGAUUCUGACGAUGACGACUGAGGGACUUUGACAGCCGUCUUGGUUUCUCUCUCUGGGCUACCUCUUUCAUAAUCUCUCAGCCAGCCCUAUUUUCUUUUAUUACUCUGCCCUUUACGAUUUGUUGAAACGUUUUCAUGAUAAAUAGGAAGUUACUUCAAAUCGUCUUUCAGGCGUGUCUACACAGCUUGGUAAGUGCGUUGUGCCAUCAUAGUAAGGAAUUUAAUUCUCUAUUGCCUAAAUAAGUUUUAUUUCUUGACAUCAGGCCUUUUCACACACAAGUGAAAAGAUAAUCGAAAGAUUGUUGGUUUUGCCUAACGAAACAACAGUUUGGAAACUUAAUUUAUUAAAAACAUGUAUCAAAUGCUGUGGAGGUACCCAGUACUGUGAAGGGAUUAGAAACCUUGAAAUUAAUAUUUGAUGGAUGGCUUGAACUUUAACUGAGUUCUUGCUCAGAAAGAGAAAAGAGUACUUAAAGUCGACUGAGAAUUAUUGAUGAAUACUCUGUAGGAUUAAAAUCUUAGUUUUUGGUCAAGUAAAAUAAAAAAAUGAUUUACAGUAUUUAA
This is a messenger RNA of Syngnathus acus (greater pipefish), 1344 nucleotides long. It is a transcript of the gene txndc9, whose product is annotated as thioredoxin domain containing 9. Gene Ontology annotation, cellular component: cytoplasm. The record is from RefSeq and is a predicted model, not a curated record. Bases 137 to 802 code for a protein of 221 amino acids. The transcript has 5 exons. Gene Ontology annotation, biological process: microtubule cytoskeleton organization. NCBI's taxonomy places the organism in Eukaryota, Metazoa, Chordata, Actinopteri, Syngnathiformes, Syngnathidae.